Hypoxylon fragiforme is the source of this 5673-nucleotide messenger RNA. RefSeq lists its product as uncharacterized. Gene Ontology annotation, biological process: siRNA processing. The coding region runs from base 331 to 5022 and encodes 1563 amino acids. The transcript has 6 exons. Gene Ontology annotation, cellular component: nucleus; RISC complex; cytoplasm. Gene Ontology annotation, molecular function: DNA binding; RNA binding; ribonuclease III activity. NCBI's taxonomy places the organism in Eukaryota, Fungi, Ascomycota, Sordariomycetes, Xylariales, Hypoxylaceae. The record is from RefSeq and is a predicted model, not a curated record.
CAUAUAGCACUCACCUUAUACUACCUAGUACUAAUAUUGGUCUUCCUUCCUCCUUCUUUUUUUUUGGUUCCAGGUUUUCAUUCAGUUAUUUUCUGAAUUGAUGCCUGAUGCCUUGAUUCUCAGGUACUUUUGGGAAGGAGCUCCUCCCUCUUAUCGUUAGCCUUUUCAUCGACAAUUAUCGGAUAAAACUUAAGCGGUUCUAUCUCAUUCCAUCUUACAACUAAUCCGCGUCACUUCAAUAACUGCGUUAAGUAGUCAGAACUGGUUUUCGGUCUCGCUUUGAUUUGUGAAAAGUACCUACAGCUUUUAUUAUAUCAUCUUUAGCACAAGAUGUCUUCUUCAAUCACUUCUACUGACGCCACAUGCGAGGAUGAAGCUACCGCAUCUGUUCCCCGAGAUUCACCAGGACGGCCACAAGUACAAGAAAGUUCAUUGAACGGUGAAGGAGACUCGGAGUCCGACAAUGAUCUCUCUGACACGACAAAGGCGGUACAGGUGCAGGUACAGCCACAGUCAAGGACACGGAAAGUACUGGACGGUGCACAGUUUACUCAGUUUAUGAGAGAUCAUCAAGAGCGUAUCUUUAACUCUCUCUCCAAUUCGGCCAUUAAGGACGAGGACAAGUCCAUGUACCUGCUUGUACGAGAAGCAGAGAGUGAAAAGAUCAUUGAAAGUCCAAGGGAAUACCAGACCGAACUAUUCGAGAGGGCUAAGCAGAAAAAUAUCAUUGCUGUCUUAGAUACUGGGACUGGAAAGACGCUUAUUGCAGCACUCCUCAUCCGUCAUACUAUCGCGCAAGAGCUUGAAGAUAGGAAUGCUGGAAAGCAGCCGAGAAUUUCCUUCUUCUUGGUCGAUAAAGUUGCAUUAGUUCUUCAGCAAUAUGAAGUUCUCAAAGCUAACUUGGACCGACCUGUCCAGCGAGUCCAUGGUGACAUUGGUGGCUCUUCUCUCACCCAGACUUUCUGGAAUCAAAUGAUCAAUGAGGGUACUGUGAUGGUCUGCACUGCAGAAAUCCUUCUCUCGUGUCUUCACUACUCUUACAUCAAGAUGGAGAGUAUCAACCUCUUAAUAUUUGACGAGGCUCACCAUGCCAAGAAGAACCAUCCCUACGCGAGGAUCAUCAAGGACUUCUAUGCAUCCUUAGAAAAGAAGGGAACUAUACGCCCACGUAUUCUAGGCAUGACUGCCUCUCCCGUCGACGCUAAAACAGACCCAGCCACAGCCGCCGCGAAACUCGAAGGGCUACUACACAGCGAGAUAGCCACAGUAGAGGACAUAUCUGUCUUUACCAAGUCAUCCAUCAACCGCCCAAAGGAGAACCUCAUCGAGUACAAUGUUGCGCCAUUUCCCUUUGAAACACCACUCUGGCAGAAGUUGCAUAAGUUGGUUGGGCACAAUGUCGUCAUAGCAAGACUGUUUGCCUAUGCAAAAGACUGCACUGCAGAGUUAGGUCGUUGGUGCGCAGACCGAGUUUGGAAACUAUUUUUUACCGAACAAGAGGCCCAAAAGAUGGAAGCAAGAACGGAGAGAAAUUUCAUGACGGGCAAAUUGCAAUUUCCCAUAGCUGCCCUUGAUGCUGAGAGGGCGGCAGUUCGGGAAGCCUACGAGGUGGUGGCUAACCAUCCAUUUCCCUGUCCUGACCGCACCCCCUUCCAUUUGACCGACAAGGUUGAGUCAUUGAUCAAAAUGCUUUUUCAGCACUUGGAUCCAAGCAAGGACAAGUGUAUCGUAUUCGUGGAGAAGCGCCUUACGGCGAUGUUGUUGGCAGACCUUCUCCAACAACCAAGCUUAAACAUGCCAUUCCUCAAGACUGGUGUACUAUUGGGUGCUUCGAGUAGUGAAAGGGGGGAUUUAGGGAUGACCUUGAAAGAACAGUUUGUGACCAUGCACCAAUUUCGAAACGGAGAUCUGAAUUGCAUCUUUGCCACGAGUGUUGGCGAGGAAGGCAUUGACAUUCCAGACUGCAAUAUCAUCAUUCGGUUUGAUCUUUGCAAAACCAUGAUUCAAUACAUACAAUCAAGGGGUCGAGCCCGUCGUAAAGACUCCAAAUUCUUUCACAUGGUCGAAUCUACCAAUCGCAGCCACUACCGUUCUAUCCUCGAAAAUGAAGAUAGCGAGGCGAGGCUUCGUAGGUUCUACAGUACGUUGUCGGAAGAUCGAAUCAUCAGCAGAAGCGAUUACAAUAUCGACUAUUUCCUGUCCAAGGAAAAGGACCAGCGCAUUUAUAUCGUGCCUUCGACGAAGGCGAAGCUGACCUACAAGAUCAGUCUUGUAGUACUAGCCAACUUUGUUUCGACCCUACCACGACCAUUGGACACCAUCUAUACUCCAGAUUAUAUAAUGCGGCACGUUGGACGGGAAUAUCAAUACGAGGUUAUCCUUCCAGAGACAUCCCCGGUCAGGCAUGCGGUUGGACGAAUCUCAACCACCAAGCAGGUCGCUAAAUGUUCAGCAGCUUUUGAGAUGUGUUUGGAGUUAAGAAGGAAGAAAUUCCUCGACGAGAACUUGCAGUCUACAUACACUAAAAAGCUCCCAACCAUGCGUAACGCACAAUUGGCUAUCAGCUCGAAGGACAGGGCAGCGUACCAAAUGCGUACAAAGCCCCAAAUAUGGGAUACGCGAGGUAUGCCCGAAAGGUUAUUCAUGACAGUACUAAAGUUAUCUUCUCCGGAAGCCUUGGGAAGGUCGUCAAGACCAUUAGCUAUCCUUACUAGGCAUCCUCUCCCACAAGUGGCCCAGUUUCCUCUAUACUUCAGCCAACAGCAAACCUCGAACGUAAUAUGUGUACCACUGUCUUGCCCUUUAGAGACAACAUUGGAAGAUGUCGCGAAAGUCAACCAGUUCACGCUGAAGGUCUUCGACGACGUAUUCAGUAAAGAGUAUCGUUCGGAGCCAGAGAAGAUGCCUUACUUUCUUGCACCCCUCAUACCCACUCAUGACUUCGAUUUCGCCAGUAUUACUACAGAUGUCCGACCUCUGAUUGAUUGGGAGUACCUUUCUUGGCUACAGAAUGCCGACCGACAUCUUCCAUCUCAAGACCAACCGGACGAUUUCUUUAAGGAACGUUUCGUCAUCGACCCGCACGACGGCUCGCGGAAAUUUUAUACAGUUCACCGUCGCCAUGAUCUUAAACCAACUGACCCAGAACCAUCAGGAGUCCCCAAAGGGCAAGGCGGAAGGGGCAUGCGUGACGGGCCAAAAGAUAUAUGGAAUUUCAGUAUCAGUCUCUGGACUAAAUCGCGCGCCAGGUUGACAAUCCGCCAUGAAUUGCCCGUCAUAGAAGCCGAGUACAUUCCACUCCGCCGAAACCUCCUUGAUGAACUUGAUAGGCCAGAGGAUGUAGAGAAAAAGUGUUACAUCGUUUUUGAGACUCUCAAGCUUUCCGUGUUGCCUGUUGAUAUAGUUGCCAUGGUUUACAAUUUACCUGUCAUAAUAUAUCGACUUGAAACAUGUCUCAUCGUGCUAGAGGCUUGCAAGUCCUUAUCCCUCGACAUACGUCCUGAUCUGGCCCUCGAGGCGAUGACUAAGGACAGCGACAAUACUGAAGAAAGCUUGGAAGAGCAGGUAAACAUUCAAGGAGGUAUGGGGAAGAACUACGAGCGGCUUGAGUUUCUAGGAGAUUCGUUCCUAAAGAUGAGCACGACCAUUUCUCUGUUUACGCAGAUUCCCAACAGCAACGAGUUUUGGUACCAUGUUUACCGUAUGGAGCUCAUCUGCAACAGCACUCUCUUUAAGAAUGCUCGUGAACUUAAACUCGAGGAAUCAAUCCGCUCAAAGGGGUUCAACCGACGAAUUUGGUAUCCAGACGGCCUCGAACUAUUGAAAGGAAAGAAGAAUGACAGUAUUCAAGGAAAGAAGGGUGCCAGCAGAGGUCUGCAUACACUUGCAGACAAGUCCAUUGCCGACGUCUGCGAAGCUCUCAUAGGGGCGUCAUAUCUCACGACCCAUGGACAAAAUCGGUUCGACUUGGCUGUACAAGCCGUCACAAAGUUUGUCAAUCAUCCUAACCAUAAGAUGAUGAAGUACGCAGACUACUAUGCGGCGUAUGAGGUUCCGGAGUGGCAGAGCGCUGAGCCGACAGCAGUGCAACGUGAAGUAGCCAGGCAGAUUGAAGAGCAGCUUGGGUAUAAGUUCAAGUACCCCCGUCUACUACGUAGUGCCUUCAUGCACCCAUCAUACGGUACGAUUUACGAGCGUAUCCCUAGCUAUCAACGGCUUGAGUUUCUAGGCGACGCACUUCUCGACAUGGUCUGCGUCGACUUCCUAUUCCAUCGGUACCCCAACGCAGAUCCUCAGUGGCUGACCGAACACAAGAUGGCCAUGGCGUCGAACCAGUUCCUAGGUUGUCUCUGCGUCGCCCUUGGUUUCCAGACGCACAUGAUCUCCAUGACCUCUGGACUGCAAGCUGAAAUUACACAGUAUGUGGCAGCUAUAGAGCAAGCACGCAAGACAGCCGAGGAAGAAGCAGAAUCCGCUAACCUCGGUCGCGCUUCGUACGCGAGGAAUUUCUGGGUCGAGAUCCAGAAGCCCCCCAAGGCGCUUCCAGACCUCGUGGAGGCCUACGUCGGCGCUCUCUUCGUCGACAGCGAGUACGACUACGGCCAGGUGCAGCGCUUCUUCGACACGCACAUGCGACCCUACUUCGAGGACAUGCACAUCUACGACACCUUCGCCAACCGACACCCCGUCACCUUCUUAGCUAACAUGCUGCAGCUGCACUACCGCUGCGUCGACUGGCGCCUCAUGGUCCAAGAAAUCGCCGGCGACGACGGCAAUGGCGCUGCCGCCGCCUACACCAGCAAGCCCCACGUCCUCUGCGCCGUCAUGAUCCACGGCCGCGUCCGCGAACACGCCAUCGCCGCCAGCGGUCGCUACGCCAAGAUCGCCGCCGCAAAGAAGAUCAUGCUCGUAUUGCAGGACCUCUCCGUCGACCAGUAUAAGGCCGAGUUCGGCUGCAAGUGCUCCCCCGAGGAUGUAGAGGAGCAGGGCGCGGAUCCGUUGGCGCAUGCUACUGCUGUUUGAGUUUGGGUUGGGGGAGUGGGUGCCUACCUAUGUUAGAUAGGUAGGAUACUUAGCUUAGUAGGUUGAUGGAUGAUAUGGAUGAUAUGGAUGUGUGGGUGUGUAUGUGUAUACCUACUUACCUAUAGUACGGUGCAAUAUGACCAAGGGGUGAAGUGCUGCUCUUGUACGAUGAUCUGAUCUAUACAAAGGGAAAAGGGGGAGGCUUCAAGUUAUUGCUUAGGUAUGUUGUUCCUACCUACCUACAUACUAGGUACUAGGUAGAAUAACUACUUUUAUAGUACGUAAGGGUUUCAAGAGAUUCAUAAUGUCACUUAUUGCUGUCUACCUAGGUACCUAGUCUACUAAAAACUCAAUGAAGGGACGAUACCAACCAGGCCCCCCUAUUCAUCACAAAAUCCAAACCCCAAGUAGCCAUCGCUAACAUCAAAUAUAUUCCAACCAUCCAUUGCAUGACAGUUCCCUUCUCUAUUGUUUUAUUCAUCUAGGUUUGUUCCCAACUACCUUGUGUAUCAUACCACCAGGGGGCUCUGCAUGUGAGGUUUUGCACCAAGUGACGAUAUAACCAUUACAAGCCAACAUGCCAGUGAUUAAAGAGGCACUCAAAUGUAACGGUAUCUAGGUAUCAACAAACCCGACAAACAUAUCAAAACA